AUGCGCCCACCGUUAUCAAAAAUCGAUUAUGAAGUUGGAGACAAGAUUGAGGUUUGCAGCAAAGAAGAAGGGUUUAUAGGUUCGUACUACGAAGCCACAAUUGCUUCAUGCCUUGAGAAUAAGAAAUAUGUAGUUUGUUACAAAACCCUUCUUGAAGAUGAUGAAUCAGGACCUCUUAAGGAGACACUUUUUCCUAAGGAUAUUCGUCCAAUACCGCCACGUGUCCGAAAUUAUCACAGGUUCCAACUCAACCAUAAAGUUGAUGUUUUUUAUAAUGAUGGCUGGUGGAUAGGGAUAAUUACUAGUAAGAAGACUCUCAUGCGAAAGCGUUAUUACUUUAGGGUGUAUUUUACAACUCUCGGUAGAAUGAUGUAUUGUCAUUGUUCUCGGAUCAGGGUUCACCAUGAGUUGAUUUAUGGAGAUUGGAUCUCAGAAUCUUGA
This is a messenger RNA of Trifolium pratense (red clover), 441 nucleotides long. Its product is annotated as protein AGENET DOMAIN (AGD)-CONTAINING P1-like. The coding region runs from base 1 to 441 and encodes 146 amino acids. NCBI's taxonomy places the organism in Eukaryota, Viridiplantae, Streptophyta, Magnoliopsida, Fabales, Fabaceae. The record is from RefSeq and is a predicted model, not a curated record. The transcript has a single exon.